GAGGCGUCCGCGCAUGCGCCGCGCCGUCCCGCUCUUGUUUGACCGUUUCCAUGGCUACGCAGCGGGUCCGCGGAAUGUCCCGGGGCGAGAAAAUGAAGCUCAAGAGCCUCCUGCUCCGUUAUUACCCGCCAGGAAUUAUGUUGGAAUAUGAAAAGAGUGGAGAAUUGAAGACCAAAUCCUUAGAUUUGCUUGAUCUCAGUCCCAGUACUGAUGUGAAUGCCUUAGUAGAAGAGAUACAGAAAGCAGAACCUCUAAUCACAGCUUCCCGUUCAGACCAAGUAAAACUUUUAAUACAGAGGCUACAAGACAAACUGGAGCAGCACAGCAACCACCAAUUCUAUCUUUUUAAGGUUCUCAGAGCACACAUACUGCCACUGACUAAUGUUGCACUUAAUAAAUCGGGUUCUUGCUUCAUCACAGGAAGCUAUGACCGGACAUGCAAACUCUGGGACACAGCGUCUGGAGAGGAGCUUCACACCCUGGAAGGUCACAGGAACGUCGUUUACGCCAUAGCAUUCAACAAUCCUUAUGGUGACAAAAUUGCCACUGGGUCCUUCGAUAAGACUUGUAAACUGUGGAGUGUAGAAACGGGAAAGUGUUACCAUACUUUUAGGGGUCAUACAUCAGAAAUAGUGUGUUUAUCAUUCAAUCCUCAAAGCACAUUGGUAGCUACUGGAAGUAUGGACAAAACGGCCAAACUGUGGGACAUUCAGAACGGAGAGGAAAUAGUCACGCUCACGGGACAUUCGGCCGAAAUCAUCUGCUUAUCCUUUAACAUCUUGGGGAAUAGAAUCAUCACUGGGUCUUUUGACCACACCGUUGCAGUAUGGGACGUUGAGGCUGGAAGGAAGGUGUACACGUUAAUUGGGCAUUGUGCUGAGAUCAGCAGUGCCUUAUUCAACUGGGAUUGUUCUCUGAUACUAACUGGCUCUAUGGACAAAACCUGCAUGCUGUGGGAUGCUACAAAUGGAAAAUGUGUGGCAACAUUAACAGGCCAUGAUGAUGAAAUCCUAGACAGCUGUUUUGAUUACACUGGAAAGCUUAUUGCAACUGCUUCGGCCGAUGGAACAGCAAGAGUUUUCAGUGCAGUCACAAGAAAAUGCAUCACCAAACUGGAAGGUCAUGAAGGGGAGAUUUCAAAGAUUUCUUUCAACCCCCAAGGGAACCGUCUUCUCACGGGCAGCUCUGACAAAACAGCGAGAAUCUGGGAUGCUCAGACUGGGCGAUGCCUCCAGGUGCUUGAAGGGCACACUGAUGAAAUCUUUUCAUGUACUUUCAACUAUAAAGGCAACAUAAUCAUUACAGGCAGCAAGGAUAAUACCUGUAGGAUAUGGCAUUGACUGAAGGAAGCCGGUUGAUGAGCAAGGAGACAAGAACUGGAACUUCACAGAGGGCAAGCCAGCUAUUUUGAUAUUUCAUAUGUUUUUUCUUUUCUUUUUCCCCCACAAAUUGACUGUUUAUACACUGUCCUAAGCCCCACAGACAAGACCAUUAAAAUUGAUGAAGUUACAUCAUUUCUUGAUAUUAUUUGAUAGAGAUGACUGGAAACGGCAUAAUGUUUGGCAAAUGUCACUGGUGAUUUCUAUUUUGUUUAUUUUUUAAUAGCAUCAUGAGACUGAUAAAUGAAAUCAGAGUACUUUAACAAUGUGUCUCCUACAUUGUGCUUUGAAGGCUAUUAUUAUCAUUUCUGUGGAAUAAAAUUUUCAGGGAAAAUGCAUUGUGAAUUAUACAUCUAUAUUUAUGAUAUAUGUUUUUAUGGGGACAUGUAUGUUAGGAAUUUGAUUAGAAGUUUUAUUAUUUAGUUAAUUAUUUUACCGUUUGCAGCUAAGAAUGAAAAAGGCAAUUGCGGAAGAGAAGCUUAAUCUUUCUUCUCUCAUAUUCAAGAAUAUAUCCCUCUUGACUCCCCCAAAUGUUGAGGACCUACACUGAAUGAAACUAGGGCAGAAUAUAGGGAAAAUAAAAUGGAUCUCAUUUAAUAGCAAAUGUAUUCUGCACUCUUAGUGGGCUGAAAAAAAUGUAGGCAGGUUUAUCUAAAAGGAAAAGUGAAACAGAAUAGACAUUUGGACUCUGAAUUUAAAAACCUGUGUGAAAACCAAUUGAGGUCCUAGAGAAAACCAUCACAUACCAGCCUGAUUGCAGCUGAGAUACUAAGAAAUGCUUUUUUUUUUAACUCAUUCAACUCAACUCCAAAACAACAAACAACCCAAUUUAAAAAUGGACAGAGGACAUGAAGAGACAUUUUUC
Messenger RNA from Rhinolophus ferrumequinum (greater horseshoe bat), 2244 nucleotides. RefSeq names its product dynein assembly factor with WD repeats 1 (gene DAW1). Gene Ontology annotation, biological process: negative regulation of transcription by RNA polymerase II. The record is from RefSeq and is a predicted model, not a curated record. The transcript has 13 exons. NCBI's taxonomy places the organism in Eukaryota, Metazoa, Chordata, Mammalia, Chiroptera, Rhinolophidae. Gene Ontology annotation, cellular component: nucleus; transcription repressor complex. The coding region runs from base 51 to 1340 and encodes 429 amino acids. Gene Ontology annotation, molecular function: protein binding.